This is a messenger RNA of Zygotorulaspora mrakii, 2082 nucleotides long. It is a transcript of the gene RLM1, whose product is annotated as Rlm1p. The record is from RefSeq and is a predicted model, not a curated record. Lineage: Eukaryota; Fungi; Ascomycota; Saccharomycetes; Saccharomycetales; Saccharomycetaceae. The transcript has a single exon. Gene Ontology annotation, molecular function: RNA polymerase II cis-regulatory region sequence-specific DNA binding; protein dimerization activity; DNA-binding transcription factor activity, RNA polymerase II-specific. Gene Ontology annotation, biological process: positive regulation of transcription by RNA polymerase II. Bases 1 to 2082 code for a protein of 693 amino acids.
AUGGGUAGACGUAAGAUUGAAAUCCAGCCCAUCAGGGAUGAGAGAAACAGGACAGUUACAUUUAUCAAACGUAAGGCUGGGCUUUUCAAGAAAGCACAUGAGCUAGCAGUGCUGUGCCAGGUGGAUGUGGCUGUGAUAAUAUUAGGAUCAAACAAUACCUUUUACGAGUUUUCGUCGGUAGAUAUGCAAGAUAUGAUCAAACAUUAUGAAAGAACUGAUUUACACCAUGACGUAAAGCAACCCGCAGAUUAUGGCGCAUACAAGAAGAAAAAUCACAUUAAAUUAAAUGAGAAUACAAGCAAAAGAGGCUCGAAGAAGUCUUACUUUUCGAAUUUAGGUAAAGGAGUCGUAAGACAAAAACCAGAACAAGACAGUCACGAUGAGGAGGAAGAGGAAGAUGAAAGCGAUGAAGAAGAGGAAGAAGAAGACAGAAAUGGUUCCAUUGCACACCAUUUAGAUACUACAUGUAUUAAAAAUCGAUUAAAAAGGCGAGGCGAAAAUGAGAAUGGUAAUGCAGAUGCGCGUGAAGGGCAAGCCAAUUCAAGUCGAGAUACCUUAACAAACAAGGGAAUUCCCUUGCUGGCAAAGAAAGCUAAUAAGAAGCCCAAGCUCGAUCAUACGAGUUCGCCGAAAUUCAACCCGCUACAGCAACACGUUCAAAGGCAAUUUCAAAAUUUUUAUCAUGCGGCUUCGGGCACCAACCUAAACGGCAGUGCACAAGGCUUAACAAACAAGCAGUUAUCUACGGAUCCAGUAAGCCAGGCAGGUGCAUUCAAUAAUCCACUAUCGCAUGAAAGAACUAUCCAUUCGAGACCAGCAAGUAUCCAUAAUACACCGCAAUCACAAUCUAUGCAUUCAACUCCACAAUCAAUGGCGCCCAACGGAGUCAAUGGCGCGAGUUACCAAGGGCAAGGCUCAGCCACGUCAGGACCAAAUAAUGAUACAAUGGAUAAAAAUUCCAUGAGACCCAUACUAAGAGUUCGGAUUCCAAGUAAUAAUAACUCAUAUACUGCUGUUGUAAAGAGCGAACCAUCAUCCGCAUCGUCUAUGCUUGACACAAAUCCGAAUCCUCAAUUGAAUGCGGCAAGUUUAAUUUCAAAGAACACGAGUUCGGUGAGAUACGAUCCCACAUCAGAUCAUCAGGCAACUCCUAAGGAAGAAACACCAACAUCUAGCGCACUGCCGGCAGGUGUCUCACUUUUGAUGGAUAAAAAUGACCAAAGAAGAGUAAAUGGCAACCCUAGAUACUCGGGUGGCAGCAACUACGGUUUACCCCCAAUGUUCUCAGGAUCACCGGUUUUCGGUCCGUAUCUUGCGACACCAUUGCAGCCAAAUAACAAUGGAGCUGCAGCAAUUGGAAACCACCCUCAGACUUCUUCAUACAUGCCGCACAGGCCUCCUCCACAGCAGCAUCAACAGCAGGAACAAGAGCAACAACAAGAACAACAACAACGACUGCAGCAGCAACAGCAACAGCAGCAGCAACAGCAACAGCAACAGCAACAGCCACAGCAACAACAACAACAACAGCAGCAACAACAACAACAGCGCCCAAUUCAAAGUCGACAACAACAUCAAGCCCAGCAACAACGUCUGCAGCAAAGACAGCAACCACACCUCCAAAAUUUGUCUCAAAUUGCAGCAAGAGUCACAUCUCCUCCUGGCAUCACGGAAAAUGCAGGUGGCCCUUUAACGGGCUCAUUACCCUCAAAAUUCGCACACGAUCUAAUAGUCCCCUCGCCGAACGCAUCAAUGUCCAUGUUCCAAGAUUGGAAUAUGGGUCCUAAUAGCGCUAAAAGUAUUCCAAAUGCUGCAAACACACAUCCAAACAUUAACUCCGCCCACUCAAACGACAUCCCAUCUUCAACAUAUAAUAACGGCGGCUCAGGAUUAACUCCAUAUAUCAUGGCCAAUCAAACUCCACUUGGGAACAGAUUCUUUAAUUUUUCUGGGGAAAUGACAGAGGACAAGAAUAAUCACCCCGACAAUCAUGCCAUUCAUAACAGCACUAAACAUGAUACUAAUAAUACUACGCAUAAUACUCAAGACGUUGACAGUAAUGAUAACAGAAAUAAAAAAUGA